Cucurbita pepo subsp. pepo (vegetable marrow) is the source of this 3771-nucleotide messenger RNA. Its product is annotated as Disease resistance protein (TIR-NBS-LRR class) family. The record is from RefSeq and is a predicted model, not a curated record. NCBI's taxonomy places the organism in Eukaryota, Viridiplantae, Streptophyta, Magnoliopsida, Cucurbitales, Cucurbitaceae. Gene Ontology annotation, biological process: signal transduction; defense response. Gene Ontology annotation, molecular function: ATP hydrolysis activity; ADP binding.
CGAAGAAUGAGUUGACUUCAAAUUUUAAAAUGAAAUAAUAAAAAUGAAAAGGAACGUGGGCGAGACGGCAGUAGUAGUGGUUCCACUGCAGGGACGACGACUCAUAAAAAAGGUUGACUUAGGAAUGCAUAAGAUGCGGUUCAGAACUGUGUUCCCAUCUCAGCUUCGACUAUGGAAGCAGCCAUGGCCGAUGACCCUCUCCGAGCUCAACACGGCGGUUGGAUAUACGAUGUUUUUCUAAGUUUUAGAGGCGAAGACACUCGCAAGAACUUUACAGAUCAUCUCUACUACGCAUUGAUCGAUGCUGGUCUCAACGUCUUCCGAGACGAUCCAGAGCUCCAACAAGGCGAAGACAUAACCUCGGAGCUCGAACGAGCAAUCCAGGGAUCGAAGGUCGCUGUUAUUGUUUUCUCACAAAACUACGCAGAUUCGCGAUGGUGCUUGGAAGAGCUCGUGAAGAUCAUGGAAUGUAGAAGAACUUUGAGGCAAUUGGUUUUGCCGAUAUUCUACGAUGUUGAUCCAUCUACUGUGAGGAAGCAAACGGGCGGAUUUGAAGAGGCGUUUCUUCGACAUGAACAGCGUUUCUUCACGGACAUUGAUCGAGUUCUUAGGUGGCGAAUGGCUCUCUCUGAAGCUGCAAAUUUAUCUGGUUGGGAUUUGAGAAACAUCGCCGAUGGACAUGAGGCCAAAUUCAUAAGGUUGAUCGUUGAGAAGAUAUCAAGGGAACUCAACAGCACAUACUUAUUCAUAGCUCUUUAUCCAGUGGGAAUUGAAUCAAGAGUGAAAGUUGUGGCAUCACAUUUAGAUAUUGGAUCAAAUGGUGUUCGUUUUGUAGGAAUUUUGGGGAUGGGAGGAAUGGGCAAAACCACCAUUGCAAAAGCACUUUACAAUCAACUUUAUCACAACUUCGAAGCCAAAUGUUUCCUUGCCAAUAUCAAAGACAUCUCCAAGCAACCCAAUGGUCAAAUUCGCUUACAAGAACAACUCCUCUCUUCACUCACAAAAUCCACCAAGAUUAAGUUGGAAAAUGUCGACCGAGGAAUUGUCGUGUUACAAGAAAGACUUCGUAGGAAAAAAGUGCUUUUGAUAUUAGAUGAUGUAGAUGAAAUAGGACAGUUAAAUGCCAUAGCGAGAAGUCGUGAAUGGUUCGGUUCGGGAAGUAGAAUUGUUCUAACAACUCGAGAUCAACAUUUGCUAAAUCAACUCGAAGUAGACGGAAUUUGCUCUGUUGAUGAAAUGGAUGACACUGAAGCUCUCGAGCUCUUUAGUUGGCAUGCCUUUCGCAAUAGUUAUCCUUCGGAAACCUUUCAUGAACUGUCAAAACGUGUUGUGAAUUAUUCAGGAGGAUUGCCAUUGGCUCUUGAAGUGUUAGGCUCUUUCCUUUUUGGUAGAAGCAGAGCUGAAUGGGAAGAUACAUUGAACAAACUGAAGAAAAUUCCAGACGAUCAAAUUCAAAGAAAGCUUAGAAUCAGCUUUGAUGGGCUUAAUGAUCACACAUACAAAGAUAUAUUUCUUGAUGUUUCAUGUUUCUUUAUUGGAGUGGACAAAAACUAUGUUGAACAAGUGUUAGAUGGCUGUGGAUUCUUUCCAAAAAUUGGUAUUAGUGUUCUUCUUCAGAGAUGCCUUUUAACAAUUGGCGACAAAAACAAGUUAAUGAUGCAUGAUUUGCUAAGAGAUAUGGGGAGAGAAAUUGUUCGUGAAAAGUUCCCAAAAGAGCCUGAAAGACAUAGCAGACUUGUUCUUCAUGAGGAAGUUCUUUCUGUACUUUCAAGACAUAAGGGAACUUAUGCCAUUGAAGGGCUAAGUUUGAAGCUGCCAAGAUUUAGCAAGGAAAAGCUGAGCUCAAAAGCGUUUAAUGAAAUGCAGAAUUUAAGGUUACUUCAACUUAACUUUGUCAACUUAACUGGAGAUUUCAAGCAUAUUUCUCAGGAGAUAAGGUGGCUCUGUUGGCAUGGAUUUCCUUUGAAGUUCUUACCUAAAGACUUUCAUAUGGAGAAAUUGGUUGCUGUGGACUUGAGAUAUAGCCAAAUCAGAUUCUUUUGGAAGGAGUCUAAGUUUUUGAAGAACUUGAAAUUUCUUAAUCUUAGCCAUUCUCAUUACCUAACGUAUACUCCGGAUUUCUCGAAACUCCCCAAUCUGGAGACACUAAAACUCAAAGAUUGCAAGAGUUUGGUUGAGUUGCACCCUACCAUUGGAGAACUGAAGGCACUCAUUUUAAUAAACUUGAAGGACUGCAAAUGCCUCAAGUCUCUCCCAAAGGGUUUCUCCAUGUUAAAAUCUCUGGAAACUCUGAUUCUUUCAGGUUGUUCAAAGCUCAGUACUUUGCCAGAGGAUUUAGGAGAAAUGGUAUCAUUAAUAACUCUAACAGCUGAUGAUACAGCCAUUCAACGAAUUCCUUCCACUAUUGUGAAGCUGAAAAACCUUAAAUAUCUAUCUCUAUGUGGGUGUAAAGGGCCUCCAUCCAAAUCAUUCCCUUCAGCCUUUUGGUCUUGGAUUUCACCAACCAAAUAUCCAAACUCAAUUCUGCUCCCUUCUUCCUUACAAGGCUUAAACGCCUUAAGAACACUACGCCUAAACAACUGCAACUUGUCAAACAACACAAUUCCAAAAGACAUAGGGAGUUUGAUUUCUUUGAGAGAAUUGGAUUUGAGAGACAAUUCAUUCCAUAGCUUACCAUCAAGCAUUAGUGGCCUUAUGAAACUCGAGACUCUUAUGUUGGAUCAUUGCACUGAGCUUCAAUGUAUCCCAGAUUUACCGCCACAUUUGAAUUCAUUGUAUGCAUCAAACUGCAUUUCAUUAGAAAGGGCACCCGAUUUGUCGAAUGUCAAGCGUAUGGUAGCUUUGUCUGUGAGUAAUUGCCCCAAACUUAUGGAUAUCCCUGGCUUGGAAAUGUUGUUGGACUCUAUUAGAGUCAUUCACAUGGAAGGAUGUAGCAACAUCUCCAACUCCUUCAAGGAAAACAUUCUACUGGGAUGGACAGUUAGUGGAUUUGGAGGAGUUUGUGUUCCAGGCAAGGAAAUUCCAGAUUGGUUUGCAUACAAAGAUGAGGGUCACUCAGUGUUCUUUGAUUUGCCUCAGUUUACUGAUUGCAAUUUAGAAGGCUUCAUUGUGUGCAUAGUUUACUCUUCUUGUUUUGACAACGCAGUGUCAUCAGACCUUCCAAGUUUAUCAGUCAUAAAUUACACAAAGGGUGUCAUUACAACCAACAAACCUCUUACCAAUGAUGUAGUAAUGUCAACUGAAGAUCACUUGUGGCAAGGCCAUUUAUCAAACAAAACCUUCAAGAUGGAAUCUGGCGAUGAAGUCGAGAUCAUCAUUGAUUUUGGAGCUGAAAUCACUGUGAAGAAGAUCGGCAUCUCGCUGGUGUUCGACAAGUAUGUUGAAAGAAAAAUGUUGGAGUUUGGAUCGACCUCAAAUGACGAUGUUGCUGUCGUUAAUAACCGAGACGGAGAUGUUAAUGAAAAUGAAGGAGUCGGGAUUAAGAGAGGUUGUGACCAUGAUGAUGGACCAAGUGAUUCGUACCAGCUGCCCAAAAGGUUGAAGUAUGAAAAUAACUCGGAUGAGGAUCAGAGGGAAAAUGAAAGGCUUUGAUAUUGAAAUCAUAUUAGUCAUUCUUGUGCUUUGUUUUAGACCACGAGGUCAAAGAUGCAUAUACACAUAUAUAAUACAUAUUGUGAGAGCAGAACUACAUGUAUCUAUCGUAAUUUUUUUAUUUUUUUUUCACCAAUAUCGACAAUUAAUUAGUUCAUCAACAAAAAAUUGUAUCAACUU